Molecule: messenger RNA, 342 nt
Organism: Cooperia oncophora
Lineage: Eukaryota; Metazoa; Nematoda; Chromadorea; Rhabditida; Trichostrongylidae
Source: the annotation of a GenBank genome assembly
AUGUCUGGAUUCGUCGUUGGUGGUGGAGUACACGUGUUUUUUGCACAGAUUGGUGAUGUACUUGGUAUUAAGUUACCGAAGAAGAAGUGGGCCGGGUUUGUCGCCAAAUAUGACUACGCUCUUAGCAUGUGUUCAUGCUUUGCGGAUCGGAAGAUAUGCUUUUCGGCCGAAAUUGAGAGAGUAUUCGAUCUCAUUGAGAAUAUUGGCAAUAUACAUUAUCCUACCCUAGCGAUUUCCUUAUCAUCUAUGGCGGUUUUUAAUCUUCGGAAAGGAAUUCAUCUCACCUUGGCUGAGUACUGCAUUCAACUUUCCCAUUCCAUUCGAUCUUGUACUGGUACGUAA